Candidula unifasciata is the source of this 1500-nucleotide messenger RNA. The record is from the annotation of a GenBank genome assembly. Lineage: Eukaryota; Metazoa; Mollusca; Gastropoda; Stylommatophora; Geomitridae.
AUGCAGACAGUGCUGAAUCAGGUUAUGGAAUCGUCCUAUGGCACCAUUGGCGGCCCUGAUGGUUCGCUGCCGCUGCCUGACCCCGACUUGUUGGACAAUGGCAAGGUGGCGGACACAACUCAUCGGGGGUCCAAAGACUCCUUCAUGGAGUACGCCCAGCGUCACAUGCGAGCAAAGGCCAACAACACGCACCCCGUCCCUGGAGGAGCUCAACGACGCAAUAUCGGCCACUACAGCAAGCGCAUGCGGCGGAGGUUGGUCUACAAGAACGGCGAGGUCAACAUCACACAGACCAACAUCCGCAAGCGCAGACGCCGGUAUUUGGCGGAUAUUUUCACGACGUUGGUGGACAUAAAAUGGCGGUAUAACCUGAUGCUGUUUGCUAUGGCCUUCACCUUGAGCUGGCUGAUUUUUGCCCUCAUCUGGUGGCUGGUAUGCUUCUCUCAUGGUGACCUCGACCACCUGGACAACAGCAACUGGAAGCCGUGUGUGCUGGAAAUCAAGUCUUUCACCUCAGCUCUGCUGUUUUCUAUAGAAACACAACACACAAUCGGCUAUGGUUUCAGGCAUACAACGGAGGAAUGCCCAGAAGCGAUUGUUUUAAUGAUGUUUCAGUCGUGUUUCGGCGUCAUUUGUCAAGCCCUGAUGACAGGAAUCGUCUUCGCCAAACUGUCACGACCAAAGAAACGUGCAGAGACACUGAUGUUUAGUAAAAGUGCGUGCAUCUGCAAACAAGAUGGAGACUUGUGUCUUCUCCUGCGCGUUGGGGACAUGCGCAAAUCACAGAUCGUCGAGGCUCACAUACGAGCCGUUUUGAUCAAGAAAAAGAUCACCAAAGAAGGCGACGUGCUUCCUUUAUAUCAGUUUGACGUUGAUCUCGGCUUUGACGAGGGGCGGGACCGUUUGUUUCUUGUCUGGCCGGUGAUCAUUGUCCAUAAAAUAGACGAAGACAGUCCAUUUUGGGAGCUGUCCCCUGAGGACCUUCACAGAGAACAAUUCGAGCUAAUUGUCAUUCUAGAAGGUAUUGUAGAGAGCACGGGCAUGACAACGCAAGCCCGCAGUUCGUAUCUUCCAGGGGAGGUUCUGUGGGGUCAUCGCUUUGAAAGGCUUGUUACAUUCCAGAAAGAAAACGGACAGUAUCAGAUAGAUUUCUCUCGGUUCCACAAUACGAUUCCUGUCGACACUCCAAACUGCAGCGCCAAGGAACUUGCAGAAAUGACUGCUGCUGGACAAAUGCCAGAACAGACUUUUAGUGGAGCCAGACCGAUUGAUGAAGAUUUCGAUGAGGACGAUGAUGACGAUGACGAGGAAGAAGAAGAGGAGAAUAUUUCACUGGUUUCCAAAUCGGACAGGUUUCUGAAACACAACGGGCCUUACGUGAUCAAAAGGCACGGUGUGGCGCAAACUGAAUACUUUGGGGACGAUUUCGAUUCGAUACCAAGCAAACACAGCACUAGCACUGAUCUAGGCUCGCAGGAGAUGUCAGAAACGUUGCUAUGA